UUUUCAGUCGUUUACUAGCGGCCGAUUAGGAAGGUUCGUUCUUUUAUUACGGUUGGUUUAUGGAAAGAUACAACAGCCACGUGGGUGUCUUUUUCUUUGAUAUUUUUGUCACAAAAAGCUUGUUUUACUCAAGAUAAACCAAUAGUUUUUUGGAAGUGUUAAAUAACUAAAAUAUAUCUCAAUUGAUAUCAAUUUAAAGUGCUAUUCGUGUUUAAGUGUUUAAAUUAACAAAAAGGAACAAGUGUUAUUUCUGCGCAUCAAUCUAUAAAAUAGGAAUAAAUCCAUAUCAAAGCCGAUAAAUAAGCACAAUGACAUACGAUUGCUACCUUGUUCUACAGGACUCAACCGUCCUGCCAGGACGAUCAUUUGGCAGUCGUCAAGAACGAGAUGGAGAAGUUGUCUUCCAAACUGGUAUGGUUGGGUAUCCUGAGUCGAUGACUGAUCGCUCGUAUCGUGGUCAGAUUCUUGUUCUUACAUAUCCACUUGUGGGAAACUACGGUGUUCCCGAUACAAGAGAAGUUGAUGAUCAAGGUCUCCUGAAACAUUUUGAAUGGACUGCCGGAAUAUCUAUAUCUGCAUUGGUUGUUGGAGAAAUUUGCGAGACUCCAUCUCAUUGGCGAGCAAAGCAGACACUUUCCAAAUGGAUGGAAAGCGAAGGCAUUCCCGGAAUCAGUGACAUCGAUACGCGUGCUUUGACUAAGAAAAUCCGGGAGCAUGGUUCGAUUUUGGGUCGCAUUGUAUAUGAAAUCCCUGCCAACCCUGAAAAUCUUCAAUUCGAAGAUCCCAAUGAGAGAAACCUUGUGGCCGAGUGUUCUGUGAAAAGUCCAGUGGUCUUCAAUGAGUCAGGUUCACCAAGAAUAUGCGCAAUCGAUUGUGGACUGAAAUUAAAUCAGAUAAGAUGUUUUGUGGAACGUGGAGCUCGAGUGGAAUUGGUUCCAUGGAAUCAUGAACUGGACGAAAACGAUUUUGAUGGUUUGUUUUUAAGCAACGGUCCUGGUGAUCCAGUUGUGUGCAAAGAUACAGUUGCUCAGGUGAAGAAGGUUCUUAAAAAUGGAAGACGUCCAAUAUUUGGAAUAUGUCUGGGACAUCAGUUGCUGUCUACCGCAGCUGGGUGUAAGACCUUCAAAAUGAAAUACGGUAACCGUGGACACAAUCUGCCUUGUGUUCAUAAAGGAACUGGACGGUGUUUUAUGACUUCCCAAAACCAUGGUUACGCUGUGGACACCAAGACCUUACCUUUUGAUUGGGAACCCCUUUUCACAAAUGCCAACGAUCAUACCAACGAGGGUAUUAUUCACAAGGAUAAGCCAUACUUCUCAGUUCAAUUUCAUCCUGAACACACUGCUGGUCCUGAGGACUUGGAAAUGCUUUUUGAUGUUUUUCUAGACGCUGUUCGCAAUGUGAACCACCCCGGUAAAAGUCUUCGUGAGCAGCUGAUUGAGAGGCUAACAUACGUGCCAACACCCGAUUCCAUUUUGGAGGAACGCCCAAGAAAAGUUCUGAUUCUUGGGUCAGGUGGUUUAUCAAUUGGUCAAGCUGGAGAAUUCGACUACUCGGGAUCGCAAGCUAUUAAGGCGAUGAAAGAGGAGAAAAUUCAAACAAUCUUAAUCAAUCCGAACAUUGCUACCGUGCAGACCUCCAAGGGACUAGCCGACAAGUGCUACUUCCUUCCAUUGACACCGGAAUACGUUGAACAGGUUAUAAAGGCAGAAAGGCCUAAUGGUGUUUUAUUGACGUUUGGAGGCCAGACGGCUCUAAAUUGUGGUGUAGAGCUCGAGCGAGCUGGUGUAUUCGAGCGAUACAAUGUCAAAAUUUUGGGAACUCCAAUAAAAUCUAUCAUAGAAACUGAGGAUCGAAAAAUAUUUGCGGAUCGCGUCAACGAAAUUGGCGAGAAAGUUGCACCAUCUGAAAUUGCCUAUUCAGUAGAAGAAGCCUUAGCUGCUGCUGAUUCUCUGGGGUACCCAGUGAUGGCACGAGCUGCUUUCUCACUCGGUGGAUUGGGAUCAGGGUUUGCCAACAACAAGGAAGAGUUGAGAAACCUUGCUGAACAAGCUUUGGCGCACUCGAGCCAAUUGAUCAUCGACAAAUCUCUUAAGGGUUGGAAGGAAGUGGAAUACGAGGUAGUUAGGGACGCUUUCGAUAACUGCAUCACUGUUUGUAAUAUGGAGAAUCUUGAUCCUUUGGGAAUUCAUACUGGAGAAAGUAUCGUAGUUGCGCCAUCACAGACUCUUUCGAAUAAAGAAUACAACAUGCUGCGAACUACAGCAAUAAAGGUCAUCCGGCACUUUGGAGUUGUCGGUGAGUGCAAUAUUCAGUACGCCUUGAAUCCCUUCUCCGAGCAGUACUACAUCAUCGAGGUCAACGCCAGGUUGUCAAGAAGUUCUGCCUUGGCCAGUAAGGCCACCGGAUACCCUUUGGCGUAUGUGGCUGCAAAACUCUCCUUGGGUGUAGCCCUCCCGAGCAUAAAGAACUCUGUGACUGGAGUAACAACAGCGUGUUUCGAACCAAGUUUAGAUUAUUGUGUUGUAAAGAUUCCUCGUUGGGAUUUGGCAAAGUUCAUUCGGGUCAGCAAGAACAUUGGUAGUUCAAUGAAGAGUGUUGGUGAGGUGAUGGCAAUUGGUCGAAACUUUGAGGAGGCAUUCCAGAAGGCGCUUCGAAUGGUGGAUGGAAAUGUUAAUGGCUUCGAUCCCUAUCUGCAGCCGGUGAAAGAUGAGGAACUCACCGAGCCGACUGACAAACGACCAUUUGUUCUCGCUGCUGCUCUUAAGGCCAAAUAUACGAUUGAUAGGCUUCAUGAUCUUACAAAAAUUGAUCGUUGGUUUUUGAGCAAGAUGCAAAAUAUAAUUGAAUUUCAGGAACUCCUUGAAGCCAAUGGAGCCCAUCUCACUCAUGACCUUAUCAUUCAGGCCAAAAAGAUGGGCUAUUCGGACAAACAGAUUGCAGCGGCAACAAAGAGCACGGAACUGGCCGUCCGUCGACAGCGGCAGGAAAUGGGUAUUGUUCCGUUUGUGAAGCAGAUCGAUACUGUUGCUGGAGAGUGGCCAGCUGCCACAAACUAUCUCUAUCUUACCUACAACGCUUCCGAGAACGAUUUAGAUUUUCCUGGGAACUUUACAAUUGUUGUCGGAUCCGGGGUGUACAGAAUUGGAUCUUCAGUCGAGUUCGAUUGGUGUGCUGUUGGGUGUUUGAGAGAGCUGAGAAAGCUGGGAAAGUCUACAGUUAUGAUCAACUACAAUCCAGAGACCGUUUCUACGGACUACGAUAUGUGUGAUCGUCUGUACUUUGAAGAAAUAUCUUUCGAAGUGGUAAUGGACGUGUAUGAAAUGGAAAAAUCAGAUGGAAUCAUUGUUUCGAUGGGCGGACAAUUGCCAAAUAACAUAGCAAUGGAUUUGCACCGACAGCAAGCGAAGGUGCUGGGAACAUCUCCCGAAUCAAUUGAUAGUGCAGAGAAUCGCUUCAAAUUCUCGCGGAUGUUAGACCGAAAAGGUAUACUACAGCCCCGUUGGAAGGAGCUUACAAAUCUUCAAUCGGCCAUUGAUUUCUGCGAGGAAGUUGGCUACCCAUGCUUGGUCAGACCAUCCUAUGUACUUUCCGGAGCAGCUAUGAAUGUAGCUUACUCCAAUCAAGAUUUAGAGACUUACCUUAAUGCUGCUUCUUUGGUCAGCAAAGAGCAUCCAGUUGUGAUAUCGAAGUUCUUGACCGAAGCCAAGGAAAUCGAUGUUGAUGCAGUUGCGGCUGAUGGAGAAAUCCUCUGUAUGGCUGUUUCGGAACAUGUUGAAAAUGCUGGAGUGCAUUCAGGUGAUGCAACUUUGGUAACACCACCACAAGAUUUGAAUCCAGAGACAUUGGAGAAUAUAAAACGUAUCACAAGGGAUUUGGCAUCGCUACUCGAUGUAACUGGUCCCUUUAACAUGCAGCUCAUAGCCAAGAACAACGAGCUAAAAGUGAUCGAGUGUAAUGUCAGAGUAUCACGGUCAUUCCCAUUCGUUUCCAAGACUCUCAACCACGAUUUCGUGGCGACCGCAACUCGAGCCAUCAUUGGCAUGAGUGUGGAUCCUGUCGAGGUUCUGCAUGGUGCUGGCAAAGUCGGGGUCAAAGUACCACAAUUUAGUUUUGCACGUCUUGCUGGAGCUGAUGUUCAGUUGGGAGUUGAAAUGGCAUCGACUGGAGAAGUGGCUUGUUUCGGUGACAAUCGCUAUGAGGCUUAUUUGAAAGCUAUGAUGUCCACUGGAUUCCAAAUACCAAAGAAAGCCAUUCUCUUGUCAAUUGGUAGCUUUAAACAUAAGAUGGAACUCUUGCCAUCCAUACGAGAUCUUGCAAAGAUGGGAUAUAAGUUGUAUGCCUCAAUGGGAACUGGAGACUUUUAUGCCGAGCAUGGUGUCGAUGUUGAAUCGGUGCAAUGGACUUUCGAUAAGGUGGCCCCUGAAGAUGCCAGUGGCGAGCUGCGUCACUUGGCUGAGUUUUUGGCGAACAAGCAGUUUGAUAUGGUAAUUAAUCUUCCAAUGCGUGGAGGUGGUGCAAGACGUGUCUCAUCAUUCAUGACCCAUGGUUAUCGUACUCGACGUCUAGCUGUCGACUAUUCGAUCUCUUUGGUAACGGAUGUAAAAUGCACUAAACUUCUUGUUGAAGCUAUGCGUCGAAUUGGUCGUGCACCGAUCAUGAAAACCCACACCGAUUGUAUGACUUCACGCCGAAUGGUCACAUUGCCUGGUUUCAUUGACGUCCAUACCCAUCUGCGUGAGCCAGGUGCCACCCACAAAGAAGAUUUUUCAACCGGAACGGCUGCAGCUCUUGCCGGUGGUGUUACUAUGAUUUGUGCCAUGCCAAAUACCACACCCUCAAUAACAGAUCGGACUACGUUUAAUUUGUUUCAAGAUCUUGCUAGAGUUGGAGCACGAUGUGAUUAUGCUUUGUAUAUUGGAGCAUCGGACAGCAACUGGGGUCAGCUUAGUGAAAUAGCUCCUCAGGCAGCUGGCUUGAAAAUGUACCUCAAUGAUACUUUUAGCACAUUGAAGAUGACCGAUAUGACCGUGUGGGAGAAACACUUUCAGAGUUGGCCAAAACGCUGCCCGAUAGUUUGUCACGCCGAGAAGCAAACCAUGGCGGCUGUUAUUCUUCUUGCACACAUGAUGGAUCGGUCCAUUCACAUCUGUCACAUAGCCCGCAAGGAGGAGAUCAUGAUUAUCAGGGCCGCUAAAGAGAAGGGCAUUCGAGUGACCUGUGAAGUGUGUCCGCACCAUCUAUUCCUUUCAACAGAUGAUAUCGAGACAAUUGGCGCAGGACGUGCUGAAGUUAGACCAGUUCUCUGCUCCCCUGAAGAUCAGCAAGCUUUGUGGGAUAAUAUGGAAUACAUUGAUGUGUUUGCCACCGAUCAUGCUCCACAUACAAUUGAGGAGAAAAACUCCGAAAAGCCUCCACCAGGCUUCACGGGCUUGGAGACAAUAUUACCUCUUCUUUUAAAGGCUGUCAAUGAGGAACGCCUGACGCUGGAGGACAUCAAGAACAAGUUUUAUCGCAAUCCGAAGAGAAUAUUCAAUCUCCCAGAGCAGCCAAAUACUUAUGUCGAGGUUGAUUUAGAUGAAGAAUGGACAAUUCGCAAAGAGAAAAUGCAUUCCAAGGCCAAAUGGACGCCAUUCGAUGGGACAAAAGUGAAAGGCCGUGUGCACAGAGUUGUUCUUCGAGGUGAAGUAGCCUUCAUUGAUGGAGAAGUGCUUGUUCCACCCGGUUUUGGUAUCAAUGUUCGAACACAAUACACUAGAAAAUCGCUACUUAAUCAAUCAAUUGAAUCACUGGACUACAACCAAUCUACCGAAGCAAUCGACUGCCUAGCGAAAACAGACAUAUUGAAUAGAAGCUCAGACUACGUAUCCGAUCUUCAAACAAAUGAAGCAUUUUCUAAACUCCUUCCCGACCCGGUACCAAAACUAGCCGUUCACUUUGCGGGCGAUCCUAACUUCUUGAGACCUAUAUCGCCGAUUGCUCGAGUUCGUUACGAUUCCAUUGGCAAUACAACUCUUAAGGAACUCAUUCAAAAGACUAGCAGCGCAACAGCAAACCCUACUGCGCAUGGGCUUCUGGGAAAACACAUUCUCACUGUAGAUAUGUUCAACAAGGAGCAACUGAAUGAUAUUUUCAACCUAGCUCAGAUAUUCAAAGGUCGCGUUACAAAGGAUCGUCCAUUGGAUGACAUACUAAAAGGCAAAAUUAUGGCUUCUGUAUUCUAUGAAGUCAGUACGAGGACAUCUUGCAGCUUUGCCGCAGCUAUGCAGAGACUCGGUGGACGGGUAAUCUACAUGGACGAGACGAGCUCUUCGGUUAAGAAGGGUGAGACUUUAGAAGACAGCGUUGCGGUGAUGGCAGGUUAUUCCGACGUCAUUGUCUUAAGACAUCCUGAACCAGGUGCUGUGUCUAGGGCAGCACAACACUGCCGCAAAGCCCUGAUAAACGCUGGCGAUGGUGUAGGAGAGCAUCCCACCCAAGCCCUUUUGGAUAUUUUCACCAUUCGUGAGGAAAUCGGUACGGUUAAUGGUCUGACAAUAACGAUGGUUGGUGAUUUGAAACACGGCAGGACCGUGCAUUCUCUAGCACGUCUUCUAACUCUCUACAAUGUAACCUUGCAAUACGUAAGCCCCGAUAAUCUAGGCAUGCCAGAUCGUAUAAUGCGCUACGUCAGCUCGAAGGGUAUCAAUCAAAAGACAUACAGUUCUAUUGAAUCUGCACUGCCAACUACAGACGUGCUCUAUAUGACGAGAAUACAGAAGGAACGUUUUGCUUCGGAAAAGGAUUAUAAUAAUUGUUGUGGCCAUUUCGUUGUUACUCCAAAACUAAUGACAGAGGCUAAUAGACGUAUGAUUGUUAUGCAUCCUCUUCCUAGAGUAUUUGAAAUAAGUAAGGAGUUCGAUUCAGAUCCUAGAGCGGCGUACUUUAGACAAGCUGAAUAUGGAAUGUACGUAAGAAUGGCACUUUUGGCAAUGGUACUAGGAAGAAACUGAUAUCUUGAGGAUCCAAACUAAAACUACAGAUUUUUUUUAUAUAUGCACAUUGCACAUAUACAACAUAAUUCAAUUAUGUAAUGUAAGAUUAAUAAAUUUUUUUUAUAUAGAA
This is a messenger RNA of Eupeodes corollae, 7104 nucleotides long. It is a transcript of the gene rudimentary, whose product is annotated as CAD protein. The transcript has 7 exons. Gene Ontology annotation, cellular component: carbamoyl-phosphate synthase complex; cytoplasm. The record is from RefSeq and is a predicted model, not a curated record. Lineage: Eukaryota; Metazoa; Arthropoda; Insecta; Diptera; Syrphidae. The coding region runs from base 309 to 6992 and encodes 2227 amino acids. Gene Ontology annotation, molecular function: hydrolase activity, acting on carbon-nitrogen (but not peptide) bonds, in cyclic amides; carbamoyl-phosphate synthase (glutamine-hydrolyzing) activity; amino acid binding. Gene Ontology annotation, biological process: L-arginine biosynthetic process; 'de novo' pyrimidine nucleobase biosynthetic process; L-glutamine metabolic process.